This is a messenger RNA of Entrophospora candida, 1299 nucleotides long. The record is from the annotation of a GenBank genome assembly. Lineage: Eukaryota; Fungi; Glomeromycota; Glomeromycetes; Entrophosporales; Entrophosporaceae.
AUGGUAUUUGAAAUUGGGACCAUUGUAUUGGCAAAAGUCAAAGGCCAUCCUUGGUGGCCUGGCACGGUUGAAAAUUAUAAGGAGCUACCAGAAAAUAUUAUUAAAAGAAAACGAAUAGGUCGAGAUGGUCGAGACUUGAUUCCUAUAAAAUUUAUUGGAUCGUCAGACUAUGGUUUGGUUAUGGAAGGCAAUCUUAAACUAUUUACAAAUGAGGAUGCUAAUGGUAUAUUAAAAAAGCAUAAAAAAAAUAGCAGAUUGGUCGGGGCGAUCAAUAAAGUGCAAGAAAAUUUAGCAUCAGAAAAAAACAAGGCUACCAGUAGUAGUAAAAUUGAACAGCUCAAAAUUGCUGAUCCAUACAGAAGAUAUUAUAGCAAUAGUAGCAAUAGGAACAAGAUUAAAUAUGGUAGGAGGAAACCAACAAACGAAAUUCAAAAUAAUUCAAUUGUUAAUAAUGAUAAUAGUAGUAAUAGAAGAACUAUAAUGAGAAAUGAGAAGGAAGAAGAAGAAAAAGUUAAGGAAGUCAAUCACAAUAAUAAUAGUGAAAAUAGGGUUGGUGACAACCAAGUCAGUGCUAAUAAAAUUGGGCCCAAAAGAGGUCGUAAACCAAAGAGAAAAAAUAUAAAAAAGCAUAAUAAAUCUUCUGGACAAAAUAUUGGUGGUGGUGAUAUUGCUGUUGUUAAUGCUGUUAACAGAAAAAACAAAAAACGAUCACGUGCUGAUCUAUCUGAUGAUGAGAAGGAGGAAAUGGACAAUAAUAGUAUUGUCGAGCGUAAAAUUAAAAGAAGAAACAUUACUACUUCUGAAGCUGAAGUUCCUGUUAUUAGAAAAUCCUUGAGACUUCAAAAUGUUAAUACGAAUGGAAAAGUCGCGAAAGAGCUUAAAGAAACAGACAAAAUAAUAACAACAACUACUACCAAUGGAAAUCAAAAGGGACAGACACAAUUAGCAGAUAAAAUUGUUAGAGAUGAUAAGAGAUUACUUCAUUUAAGACAUAUAUUGCAAAAAUUAGCACUUCGAGAUGAAAAAGAUGAGGUUGAGUUGAAAAUAAUCGAUGAGGCAAUUAAAGAAGUUGAGAACUCAUUCAUAACGAUUGAAAUUUUAAAGAAAAGUAAAAUGGGCAUUGUGAUGAGAAUGAUUUCUGAAAAAUCAUUUAAUGAAGAUCAUUAUAAGAUUGUUGAAAGAUCCCAGAAUCUUGUAAAUAAAUGGAAGGAAAUGUUAUCAAAACAAUUUCCAGAAGAGAAUUUAUCUUUUAAAAAUGAAGAAUCACAAAAAGAAGUAUCAUCUUCUCUAGCAUCAUAA